AUGUCUACGCCAUCAAAACGUUCUGAUUCGCGAGCGUCGUCAGAAGCUCCAACGCCAUCAAGAAGAACAAGAUCUUCGCAACAACUUAUAGUACCUGAAACACCACAGCGCUCCUCCGGCACUCCUUCCAAAGAUGGCACUCCAGGCACCCCGAGACGUACUCCUCAAACCCCUGGGACUCCAAGAAGAUCACCUCGCACUCCUAGUAAUUUGGUGCCUGGUACAUCACCUGCUCGUGCCUUGGCCUCCAGUCCAUUGGGCACCGAUAUAGACAUGAGCUCACCACUAAACUACGGCACACCCAGUUCUUUAAGCACGCCACGGUCUUUGCUGCGUGGUGCCAUGACACCAGCGCGCCAGAGGGCAGACCUUAGGAGCACCCAGCUGGGCCGCAAUGUGCCUGCUCCAACACCCACCAGAAGAGUAAGUUAA
Arctia plantaginis is the source of this 432-nucleotide messenger RNA. Lineage: Eukaryota; Metazoa; Arthropoda; Insecta; Lepidoptera; Erebidae. The record is from the annotation of a GenBank genome assembly.